Messenger RNA from Spinacia oleracea (spinach), 3597 nucleotides. Its product is annotated as B3 domain-containing transcription factor ABI3. Gene Ontology annotation, molecular function: DNA-binding transcription factor activity; DNA binding. The coding region runs from base 735 to 3128 and encodes 797 amino acids. The record is from RefSeq and is a predicted model, not a curated record. The transcript has 6 exons. Lineage: Eukaryota; Viridiplantae; Streptophyta; Magnoliopsida; Caryophyllales; Amaranthaceae.
CUAAGCAAACACUUCUAUUUCAAAAAAAAAAAAAUCACUUCCAAGUCCCAACAAACUUCACAAAACUCCAAACACACACAAAAUAAAAAUACUAAAAAAAAAAAGAAAUUGAAAGAAAAACCGAGAAACAGAAAUGGGGUUUGAGACAUUUCAAAUUCCAAACGGUUUUUAGUUCUCACUCUCUCAACUCUUCUUCCAUUCAUCUUCUUCAUCCUACUUUGUACAUCUUUGUUAUCAUCGAUACCUUUGCUAAUCACAAUUAAGCCACACUAAUCACGUGCUUAAUUAAACAAUUAGCAACAACAUUAACCAGAAAAUAAGAUAUUUAGUACACUAAGAUUCUGUUUUACAGAGCAGAAGUAGAAGAUAAGGAAUAUAUCCAACCUAGAUUGUAUGAUUUAGUUUUGUAUUUCGCAAGUGGAAAGAAAGUUGAUUAAUUACUUAGGUCGCUUUCUUUCUAUGAAGUAUGUAGUUGGGUUUAUCCAGAUGGUUUAUGUUGCUUUCUCUCUCCUCAAAAUUUUGUUUCCUUAAUCUUAACAUAAAUUUACCCAUUUCUCCAUCACUCAUAUCCUUAUCUUAGUCCUCUCUCUCUCCUCCGUACUGUACAGAUUCUCUCUCCCCAACUUCCUAGUUAACCCACCUUCAAGGGUUUUUUUUUUUUUUUAAAUUUUUUUUAUCUGAUUAUUUCAGAUUUUUUUCUGUUGGGUGUUUUUUCUUUCUUUUGGGAGGAAUUGAUGGAGAUAAAGAAGGAGAUGAAGGAUUUAGUGUUGCAUGGCGAAGAUCUUGAAGUUUUUGGCGUGACUGCCGGGGGAGAUGGUUGUAUGAAGGAUGAAGAGGAGAUCUGGUUUGAAACCGCUUCUCAACACCAUGAAGAAAAUAAUGAUAAUAAUAAUCUGAAUAAUGAUGAUUUUUUGGAUGUGGAUGUCAGCGAUCCAUCAUCUUUAUUCUACGCUGACUUCCCACCACUUCCGGAUUUUCCUUGCAUGUCAUCCUCAUCGUCAUCUUCGUCAACUCCAGCCGCUACGGUUGUGAAGCCAUUUGGUACUGCAUCUUCCACUUCUACAUCUUCUUCGGCUUCAACCGCGUCUUCCGGGGCGGCGUCAUGGGCUGUGUUGAAGUCUGAUGCGGAUCACGACCCUGAGCCGUCGUCGUCCACGGCUGUAUCGGUGGAUGUGCUGAAUAAUAGUCAUCUUCAUCCGGGUUCGGAUCAUCGGCUUCAAAGGGUGGAGGAGAUGGUGAUGGAUGAUGUUGAUGAGUGCAUGGAUAUGAUGCAGAAUUUCGGGUGCAUAGACUUGCUGGAGAAUACUGAUAUUUGCUGGGACCCGUCGCCGUUAUUUGAAGAUAACGGCGACGAGCACGAGCAUGAUAGCAGCCAGUAUCAGUUUCUACAGCCGGAGGAGAUGUUGGAGAAUCAUCUUGUGGAGGAAGAGAGGGUGUUUAAGCAGUUCAUGCAACAACACCAAGACCAAGGUGAGAAUACUACUAGUAAUAAUACUACUAGUGGGGUUGUUGAUCAUGAUGUUGUUAUUAUUGGUCAAAACAGCGGCGGAGGCGGCGUCGGUGGUGAUGGGAUCAUCCAUGAACCGGGUUCGUCCCCAGAUGAUCUGGCUAUGGUGUUCUUUGAAUGGUUGAAGUCGAACAAGGAGGCGAUAUCGGCCCAGGAUUUGAGGAAUAUUAAGAUCAAGAAGUCUACUAUUGAGAACGCCGCUAAAAGGCUGGGUGGUGGACAAGAAGGAAUGAAACAGUUGCUUAAGUUGAUACUUGAGUGGGUGCAAAAUCAUCAUUUGCAAAAUAAGCGGAUGAUGAUUGGUAGUGAAGAUGAAAUCCAAGUUGUUAGUGGUGGUAAUAAUAAUACUACUAACAAUAAUCUUAAUCCAAAUUGUUAUUCAAUCCAAGAACAUAACACGACCAUUAAUGAAAAUAACAAUGCUACUACUCCUAGUGAUACUAAUGCUAACCCUAAUUGCCCGCCCGAGCCGCAAUGUUUUAGCCCGGCGACGUGGCUACCAACUCCUCCUCAUCCACCACCGCCAUUCGUGAAUGAAUCGCUCCCACCCCCUCCGCCGGGAUUCCCACCCACGGUUGGGUUUAUGGGUUAUCCACCCCCUAUCCCGCCAUCGGAUUACCACUCAUGGGGACCCACCCCGAUGCAGUACGGGAUGGGUCCUCAUUACGGAGCGUUUCCUGACGCGGCUCAGUUUGGAGGGUAUGGAAACCCUCCUCCUUACCCGGGGUUCUAUUAUCAUCCUGGCCCUCCUACUGAGGGGUUGGUGAGGUUAGGGUCUUCAGCUACGAAGGAGGCUCGGAAGAAGAGGAUGGCUCGGCAGCGGAGGUUCUUUUCUCACCAUCAUAGGAGUUCCCAUCAUAAUAGUCAUCAUCAGCAUCAAAACCAUGGUAAUCAUGGGAGUUUAGUUAAUCAUCAACAUAUGAUGAAUCAGAUGGCUGAGCAGCAGCAUGCAAUGGUAGGGAAUGGAAAUUGUGGGGUUGUUGCACCACAAGGAAAUUGGGUGUACUGGCCUCCUCCUCAACCGCAAGUGGUGCCGCCGCCUCAAGUCAACCAUCCCGGUCCUAUGGUUGCUCAAAUGAUGCCGCCAAUGGAGAGGCCCGGAAACAGCUUUCACAAGCAAGUUGGGAUUGACAAGAAACAGGGGUGGAAAACAGAGAAGAAUUUGAGAUUCCUUCUCCAAAAAGUGUUGAAGCAAAGUGAUGUGGGUAAUCUAGGGAGGAUUGUCUUGCCCAAGAAAGAAGCAGAGACACAUCUGCCGGAGCUGGAGGCGAGGGAUGGAAUUCCCAUCGCCAUGGAAGACAUCGGUACCUCUCGUGUGUGGAACAUGCGUUACAGCGUCAGGUUUUGGCCUAACAACAAAAGCAGGAUGUAUCUCCUUGAAAACACAGGGGAUUUUGUGAGAUCCAAUGGACUCCAAGAAGGGGACUUCAUUGUAAUCUAUUCAGAUGUAAAAUGUGGCAAAUAUAUGAUAAGAGGAGUGAAAGUACGGCCACAACAACAAAACACGAAACCUGAAUUAAGCAACAAGAAGUCAAGCAAGAGCCAGAAAACUGAAGGAACCUCCUCCCCAGCUGGAAAUGGCCUGUCAUCUUCUCCAAACAUUAUGCAAAUGCAAAGUUAAAUUUGUUUGUUCAUAGAUCGAACUCUUUUGCAGUAGUAUAUAGCUCCAAUUUCUAUCCAUACAAGCGGUGAUUAAGACAAUAAAGCCUUGAGGGGGUGGUGUUUGAAUGGCCAUGUCUCAUCUAAAGAAGAUCAGAGGCCAGGGUCAAAGGACAUUCACUAUCAUAACUGCUCGCGCUCUAACUGAGUUUAGUCCUCGAUGAUGCUUGAGGACUGGAGGAGACUAGGGGUACGACUCCAUUAACGAUUAUAUAUGGUCAGCUUUUGAAGGCAUUUGUAUGUUGAAACUUGUACUAUUCCGUAUUUUGUUGUAUGUCCGCCCUCAAAUUGUCAUGUGGUAUGUAUUGUUGUAGCUUUUGUGCUACUGUUGCAUGAAAAUGUGAAUGCAAUUUCUGUAUUUGUGUCAUACAGUAAUAAACAUGUAAGCGCAAUCACAAAGUUAAUCUAAUUUGAUACUUCGUAUUUUUUAU